CUAUUGGUAUAUUAGAGGUGAGACUGUACCUGACAGAGUUAGAAGGAAUCAGCAAACCAUGCCUCCAGUUCAGAUCAGCAGUAAGAGGACUCCCCCUGCAGCCACAAGAAUUUAGCACAUCCCACCACUUUUCUUCUACCUGGGAGUCAUCUGUGAUGGUGGCAGAGGGAUAACCAAUUGGCUGAUAGAGUAACAAAUGAAAAGUAACUUGACUCCAUUGACCUGCUUAACUCCGUAUGGGAACGAUGGAAAGAAGCAACUGUUUGCUUUGAAACAGUGGAACAGGUUUUACAGCUGGAGAAAAUGGCAUGUAACGUCCCUAACCAAAGACAGCGGACUAUGUCAACCUCUGGAGAAGCUCUGUAUGAAAUUCUUGGUCUGCAGAAGGGAGCAUCAAAUGAAGAAAUUAAGAAAACCUACAGAAAGUUGGCCCUGAAACACCAUCCAGACAAGAAUCCAGAUGACCCAGCUGCUGCUGACAAGUUUAAGGAAAUCAACAAUGCCCACACAAUACUUACUGACAUGUCCAAGAGAAUCAUAUAUGACAAGUACGGAUCGCUGGGACUCUAUGUGGCCGAGCAAUUUGGAGAUGAAAAUGUUAAUACCUACUUUAUGCUUUCAAGUUGGUGGGCAAAGGCCCUGUUUGUCAUUAUUGGCCUCUUGACCGGCUGCUAUUUUUGCUGCUGUCUGUGCUGUUGUUGCAACUGCUGCUGUGGACGCUGCCGGCCCAAAUCAUCCGAGCCAGAAGAGGACUUCUAUGUGUCCCCAGAGGAUCUUGAGGAGCAGAUCAAGACUGACAUGGAAAAAGAUUUGGACUUUCCAGUUGUUCUUCAGCCUACAAAUGCAAAUGAGAAAACACAGCUAAUCAGAGAAGGACCUCGAAGUUAUUGCACAGACUCUUAAUACUGAGCCCAUUGAGGGUCUGCGGUACCUCCUCCUGGUUCACCCAGGCCUCCAGGUGGUCAUGGGGAGAGGACAGGGGGCAUGAAACGCUGUGAACUUUUCCACAUUUGUAUUUUAUUUUUAGGUUAGGGAAAGACAACUUUCCCUACAUAACUUUCCAGUAUGCAGACUUACUCUCUGAGUAGAAUUCCUAAUGAAACAUUCCAUUUCGGUGAAUAAAGACUUGGAGAAUUGU
Eptesicus fuscus (big brown bat) is the source of this 1138-nucleotide messenger RNA. RefSeq names its product DnaJ heat shock protein family (Hsp40) member C5 beta (gene DNAJC5B). The record is from RefSeq and is a predicted model, not a curated record. The transcript has 7 exons. Bases 304 to 903 code for a protein of 199 amino acids. Lineage: Eukaryota; Metazoa; Chordata; Mammalia; Chiroptera; Vespertilionidae.